Molecule: messenger RNA, 1374 nt
Organism: Eublepharis macularius
Lineage: Eukaryota; Metazoa; Chordata; Lepidosauria; Squamata; Eublepharidae
Gene: PUSL1
Product: pseudouridine synthase like 1
Exons: 8
Coding region: 177-1169 (330 amino acids)
Biological process (GO): tRNA pseudouridine synthesis
Molecular function (GO): RNA binding; pseudouridine synthase activity
Source: RefSeq, a predicted model, not a curated record
UCGAACAGAGAGAGCAAUGCUGGACCGUGCAUGUGUGCAUUGAAUAUGAUCAAGGACGUGCAAUUGUUUUUAGGUAGCAGUUUUAAAGGCAAGGUCGUUUUUUGCAUGGCAAUAAAUGGUGAUCACUUGCAGAGCCCAGGGAGACUUAGCAAGAGCCUACAUAUUCUGUAGCCUUAAUGAAGCUGAUCAACGUGAGAUUUUCUUGGGAUUGCAGCAGAAAUUGCACCCGCAGGCUUUCUGGAAAAGCAACGAUGGCAUCCCCCAGGAGUCGUUAUCUAAUAUUCUUUCAAUACUUUGGGACUAAAUAUUGUGGUGUGAUGGCGGCGCCACCUCGCCAGGCUGUGCUUGGAGUGCAGAAUUAUCUAGAGAAAGCGGCAGAGAAACUCCGACCCUCCACGCCAAUCAAAUUCGUAAUCUCCAGCCGGACAGACUCGGGGGUGCAUGCCCUAUGUAACGCUGCCCACAUUGAUGUAGAGAAGAAACCCGGGUGCCCUCCUUUCCUUGAAAGUGUCCUUGUCCAGUCUCUUAACUGCUACCUCAAGCCUGAGCUGAUCCGCAUCCUAGGUGCCUGUCGCGUUCCCGACACCUUCCACGCCCGCUUCUCGGCCCUGUCGAGGACCUACGUCUAUCGGGUGGCAACAGGCUGUUCCUACACAUACAAGAUGCCGGUCUUCGAACGGGACCUGUGUUGGGCAACAUGUAAAGGCCACUUGAACCACUCGGCCAUGCAGGAUGCGGCAACGUUCCUGCUGGGCACCCAUGACUUCAGUACCUUCCGCUCAGCCAACGCAGAAAUGCCCGUGAAAAGCCCAGUCAAGACCCUGAUCCGGGCAGAGGUGAGACCCUCUUCUGGCUUCCUGUUGCAUCCCAGCCAGGACAGUGACCUGAAGUUUUGGGAGAUGGAGUUCCAGGGCCCGUCAUUCCUCUACAAGCAGGUGCGGCGAAUGGUCGGCGUGCUGGUGGCCGUGGGCCAGAACCGGCUGCAGCCUCACCAUGUGAAGAGUCUCCUAGAGUCCAGGGACCUGAUGGCUUACCCCCAGAACACCAUCGCGCCAGCACACGGGCUCUUUCUCAAGGAGGUGGAGUACUGCGAAGCAGAUUUGGAGAUGGGAAGGACCGAGAGAGAAGAACCGUCUUCUUGGAUGCAUUGUGGAGCCCCAGAAGACUGACGGUGCAGUUGGGGGUGGGGGACAGUGUAGAAGUGCAUUCGUCUUUUUUGCCGCGUGGGCACGUCACUCUCCCCCCAUCACAUCUACAGACCCUUGUCGAUACAGAUGUGAGCACCUCUGUGCGAAAUGCAGAGCUGCUUGAAGGGAACGCAGCCCCCCCAAAUGACUGCAGAAUGAGAUUUGGACUCCAGCCAUAAUACGCCUG